Messenger RNA from Staurois parvus, 400 nucleotides. Lineage: Eukaryota; Metazoa; Chordata; Amphibia; Anura; Ranidae. The record is from the annotation of a GenBank genome assembly.
UGGUCAACGUAAUUUUCUGUUUACGAAUGAAAAUCCAUUGAAAAUUAUACCUCGGUUUACAAAUUUUUUUUGCAAUGCAAAAGUUUUGAACAGAUAAGUGUCAGGAAUGGACUCAGCACUGGUGGUGGGACUCGCCUGCCGUGUGGGCUGCAGUACCAGAGCUGACCAGCGGGUGCUCUCAGCACUGGUGGUGGAACUCACCUGCCGUGUGGGCUGCAGUACCAGAGCUGACCAGCGGGUGCUCUCAGCAAUGGACUCAGCACUGGUGGUGGGACUCACCUGCCGUGUGGGCUGCAGUACCAGAGCUGACCAGCGGGUGCUCUUAGCAGCCAGAAGCUCACAAUCAGCCAAACCUGGGGCUGAUUGUAGAAAGGUGUAUAUAAGGCAUGACCAGGCCUGU